AUGGCACCCCCAAAACCUCCUAAUCCUUCUUCUAGAGAAAUCAUUGAAGAAGCUGUUAACCUAGCCCAACUUCAACUUAACAAUGCUAUUCAAGAUACUCAAAUGCAAAUGGAUGAAAGAUUUCAUUUGGCUGCUACUGACCUUGCACAGCAAGUUAGGGAGCUACAAACCAGAUUUGACAAUGAAAAAGUGAUUUCUGAUUCAAGACAUGAAGCUGUCAUGUCAAGUCUACACAAACUGUUGGCUGGGAAGGAAAAACAGCACCCAGACACUGUUCACGUCGGAACUAUUCCCGUCAACACUAUUCAUAGCGGAGCUAGUACUGUUCAUGGCGGCUCCGGAACUGUUCAUAACAGAUCCGGUACUGUUCACGGUGGGUCAUUUCAUACAGCAGGUAUUCCUAUUAACUCUUCACACCCUAACAUGGUUUCUACCCCACAACACACCCCUUUAAGACCCACCCCACUUUUCUCACAUUCCCCUUCAAUCCCUACUGUUAACUCUAUGCUAAGGACUCCAACUACUCAACCUCAUUCUGUUUUUACACCCUACAUACCACCUCCACCACUCUACCCUCCCAACCCUAAUAUUCCAAUUUUCCCUCAACCCCCUUUUCCCCAAUAUGCCAACAUUCCACCUUUACCGCCCUUACGAACACCUAAGUUAGAACUAGUUAUGUUUGAUGGGUCUAAUCCUCUUGAAUGGUUGUUCCAAGCGGAACAAUUUUUUAGUUUUUAUAAUAUGCCCCAUGAAAACAGAUUAUCCUUAAUAUUCUUUUACAUGAAAGAUGAUGCUUUAGGGUGGUUCAAAUGGAUGCACCAAAACUCAUUGCUGUCUGAUUGGGUUUCUUUUACUAAAGCCUUAGAAUUGCGAUUUGGUCCCUCAUCUUAUGAAAAUCACCAAGCAGAAUUGUUUAAGUUGAAACAGGAGGGAACUGUUGUGGAAUAUCAAACUAAGUUUGAAAAACUAGGGAACCAAGUUGUUGGUUUACCACCUGAUGCCAUUUUAAAUUGCUUCAUUUCUGGCCUCACCAUUGAAAUUCAAAACGAAAUGGCUAUUCAUAAACCCACCUCCAUUUCCCAAGCUAUUGACUUAGCAAAACUUAUUGAAUCCAAAUUAAAAGAUUCCAAACCACGUUUUUCUAAACCCCCUCAAAACCAAUAUGGCGGCCCAAAUUCCACUUUUCCAUCAUCAACUACAAAACUUGCCACAACUAGCGUUUCUCAAUUCCCCCAACCUACCAGACCCGCUAAUCCCAUUGUUACCCCAAAAUUCCCAAUAAAAAAGUUGACACCUGCCCAAUUACAAGAAAGAAGAGCCCAUGGUCUUUGUUACAAUUGUGAUGAAAAUUUUUUUAUUGGCCACAAGUGUGCUACUGCCAAGUUCCUCUUGCUAAUGGAUGAGGAAGAAUCUCCUCAAUUAUCAACAGCAUUGAAUGCUAGUGAGGAUCAAGAAAUUUUUGAGGAAAAUCAUAAUGAUACUUAUUUUCAAUUAUCCACUCAAGCCUUAACCGGUCAUUUCUCACCCCAAACUCUUAAAUUCAAAGGAAUCAUUAGUGGACUGCCAGUCAUGGUUUUGGUGGAUACGGGCAGUACCCAUAAUAUAUUACAGCCCAGAAUUGCCCAACAUUUGAACUUACCCACAAACUCAAUCCCAAAUUUUUCUGUUAUGGUGGGCAACGGUUCUCACAUACAAUGCCAAGGAAUUUGCAACAACGUUCAAAUUACCUUACAAGACAAACCCUUUCACCUACCAUUCUACUUAUUGCCCAUUGAAGGGGCAGAUGUUGUUUUAGGGAUGGCUUGGUUGAGAACUUUAGGUCCCAUUCAAGCAGAUUUUUCUAUCCCAUCCAUUACCUUUACCCAUCAAAAUACAUCCCUUACCCUUCAAGCAGAUCCAUCUUCCCAUCCUUUACCCACUACUUUUCACCAACUCAAACAAAUGGUCCAUACUGACUCCAUCUCUUCAUUUCACCUCAUGAUCUUCAAUCAGCUUGACCAUGACCCCCAAAAACUUGACCUAACACCCUCACCCCCACCUAACAAGCCCAUAGAUUUUCACCCAGCUAUUUCUGAACUUAUUCAAACCUACUCCACCAUAUUUCAACCGCCUAAAGGCCUCCCUCCGCCAAGAUAUCAUGACCACCAUAUACCCCUACUCCCUAACUCACCUCCUAUUAAUGUAAAGCCUUACCGAUACCCUCACUCACAAAAAGAAGCCAUGACCAUCAUUAUACAAGACAUAGCCCUAAACGCAGUUACAAUAAAAGAAAGGUUCCCAAUCCCCACAAUUGAUGAGUUAUUAGAUGAAUUGGGAUCAGCAACAAUUUUUACCAAGAUAGACUUAUGCUCAGGCUACCACCAGAUCCGUGUUGCAUCGGAAGAUACACAUAAAACAGCAUUUCGCACAUUUGAUGGACACUAUGAGUUCUUAGUGAUGCCAUUUGGGCUAACUAAUGCUCCUUCUACCUUUCAAUCAGCCAUGAAUGACCUUUUAAGACCCUACUUGAGAAAAUUUGUUUUAGUUUUUUUUGAUGACAUUCUUAUUUAUAGCCCCACUUUUCAUGAUCAUCUAGUUCAUUUGCAGGUCGUUUUUGACUUAUUAAAAGCUAACUCAUUUUAUGCUAAGAUGUCUAAAUGUGUGUUUGCAGUGGACAAAGUUGACUACUUAGGUCAUGUUAUCUCUGUAGGUGGUGUUGCACCUGACCCAGAAAAGGUGAAGGCAAUCUUGGAUUGGCCUCCACCCCGAUCUCUCACGACGCUCCGUGGUUUCCUAGGCCUCACCGGUUUCUAUAGGCGCUUUGUGCGCAACUACGCCACUCUCGCCGCUCCGCUCACCGAUUUAUUAAGAUCAAAUAAGUUUACAUGGGGUACAGAGGCAUCUUUGUCCUUUGCAGAAUUAAAAAGACAAAUGACCGGCAUGCCGGUACUUGUUUUGCCAGAUUUCACUAAGACUUUCGUUGUUGAAACAGAUGCUUCGGGUGUGGCCAUUGGUGCUGUGCUUUCCCAAGAUGGACACCCUAUCGCUUUCUUCAGCAAGAAAAUGUGUCCGCGACUUCAGGCUUCCUCAGUCUAUGUUAGAGAAAUGUAUGCUGUAACAGAGGCAAUAAAAAAAUGGCGUCAAUACCUCUUGGGUCAACAGUUCCAUAUUUAUACAGACCAAAAGAGUUUACGCAACUUAUUAUUGCAGAAGAUACAGACUCCGGAACAGCAAAAAUGGACUUCUAAACUGCAGGGAUUUAACUUUGAAAUAUUCUACAAACCUGGCAAGACGAAUUUAGUUACAGAUGCUUUGAGUCGGAAACUUUGCGAUGAUGCAUCCCUUCUACUUGCAAUCUCUUCUCCAAUUCCAGAUCUCAUCAACAAACUUCAACACUUUUACACCCACGAUGCUCAGGGGAGGAACAUGUUGACACAGUUUGUACAAAGAACCAGCACGACUUUACAGUGGCAAAAGGGCUGA
Vicia villosa (hairy vetch) is the source of this 3462-nucleotide messenger RNA. RefSeq lists its product as uncharacterized. Gene Ontology annotation, biological process: proteolysis. Bases 1 to 3462 code for a protein of 1153 amino acids. NCBI's taxonomy places the organism in Eukaryota, Viridiplantae, Streptophyta, Magnoliopsida, Fabales, Fabaceae. The transcript has 2 exons. The record is from RefSeq and is a predicted model, not a curated record. Gene Ontology annotation, molecular function: aspartic-type endopeptidase activity.